AUGGGUCUUCAGACCCAAUUCUUGGGUCUUUGGACCCAAUUGAUGGGUCUUCAGACCCAAUUCUUGGGUCUUUGGACCCAAUUGAUGGGUCUUCAGACCCAAUUCUUGGGUCUUUGGACCCAAUUGAUGGGUCUUCAGACCCAAUUCUUGGGUCUUUGGACCCAAUUGAUGGGUCUUCAGACCCAAUUCUUGGGUCUUUGGACCCAAUUGAUGGGUCUUCAGACCCAAUUCUUGGGUCUUUGGACCCAAUUGAUGGGUCUUCAGACCCAAUUCUUGGGUCUUUGGACCCAAUUGAUGGGUCUUCAGACCCAAUUCUUGGGUCUUUGGACCCAAUUGAUGGGUCUUCAGACCCAAUUCUUGGGUCUUUGGACCCAAUUGAUGGGUCUUCAGACCCAAUUCUUGGGUCUUUGGACCCAAUUGAUGGGUCUUUGGACCCAAUUGAUGGGUCUUCAGACCCAAUUCUUGGGUCUUUGGACCCAAUUGAUGGGUCUUUGGACCCAAUUGAUGGGUCUUCAGACCCAAUUCUUGGGUCUUUGGACCCAAUUGAUGGGUCUUCAGACCCAAUUCUUGGGUCUUUGGACCCAAUUGUACCUGUGGGCCACAGAUACUUGCCUCUUGCACCCGGGUACCCGCCAUUCACACCCAGUUACCCGCUCCGCAGUUGAAAGCAUCCAAAUUCAGUCAACAUCAAUUGAGACAUGUACUUGA
Messenger RNA from Puccinia triticina, 708 nucleotides. RefSeq lists its product as uncharacterized. Lineage: Eukaryota; Fungi; Basidiomycota; Pucciniomycetes; Pucciniales; Pucciniaceae. The transcript has 2 exons. Bases 1 to 708 code for a protein of 235 amino acids. The record is from RefSeq and is a predicted model, not a curated record.